CAAUCCAUCUCAGCUCAGCAAUCACAUUCAUCCUCCAAAGAACCACACCCUCAUCCGUGUGUCCAUCAACCAGCACAAGAGCCACAUCCCAAGAUGUCUAGCCCGGACGGAGCAACAACAACCCCACCGGCCGAAGUAAUGACAAUCGCCUCCCCCAUCAACCUCAUCCUCCUCACCCUCUUCAUCAUCCUGGUCUACGUGCAACUCCGUCCCAAGGCCCCCGUCGCCCUCCCCAAAGCGCCCCCACCCGUCGUCUUCCGCACCUUCACCCCGACCACGCUCCUGCCAUACAACGGCACCGCCGAUCAACCCGUCUACCUCGCCGUGCGCGGCCGCGUCUUCGACGUCACCCCCGGCCGCAACUUCUAUGGACCGGGCGGACCCUACGAGAACUUCGCCGGUCGGGACGCGUCGCGCGGGUUGGCGUGCCAGAGUUUCGACGAGGAGAUGUUGACCAAGGAUCUGAAGGGUCCGUUGGAUACGUUGGAGGACCUGGAUGCGGACCAGUUGGAGAAUCUGCAGUCGUGGGAGGAGCGGUUCUCGGAGAAGUACUUGGUUGUCGGGAAGUUGGUGGCUGAGGGGGAGGAGGGUGCUUAAGUUGAGUGAGACUUUGAGGAGUUUUGGGUGGUGAAUGAAGUAAGGAAGGGAUGGGUGAGGGGGAUGAAGAUCAUAGAUAGGGCGGCGGUGAUGAACAGAAGGCUGCCAAACCAGAAUGUAGGGCUGGCUUGUUUUAAGGUUGGACUGAAAGGAUGGCGUGGAUUCGGGGUGUUUUGAAAGGUACUGACAGACAGGUUGUAGGUCGGAUGAAUUAUGAUAUUAUGG
Molecule: messenger RNA, 822 nt
Organism: Aspergillus brunneoviolaceus CBS 621.78
Lineage: Eukaryota; Fungi; Ascomycota; Eurotiomycetes; Eurotiales; Aspergillaceae
Product: cytochrome b5-like heme/steroid binding domain-containing protein
Exons: 4
Coding region: 139-597 (152 amino acids)
Cellular component (GO): endomembrane system; membrane
Source: RefSeq, a predicted model, not a curated record